UGUCUGGGCUGAAACAAUAUUGUACAAAUGUGAUUUCCAUUUUGUUCUGAUUUUUUUUGUUGUAGGAGAAACUACGACAGUCACAAAGGACGUCAAAGCACUGGACCAACCAAAGGCACUGACGAAGAGGCUGGGGAAAAACGACUGACUAAGUGCAUGGCCUACCAAAGAAGAAGCGCCGGGCAGACUUAAGAGACGGAGGAGGAGGACGAUGGUGAAAACAAAGAGCCAAACACUGGAAGGGAGAGAGAGGCAGACAAAGGAGAUUCCCAGCCAGAUCGGAGAGAUAGUCGUCACGAUAUCUGACUACAACGACGACGGUAUGGGCGAGAAAGCGGAGGUGAGCGUGAGAAACACAAAUGGAGCGGAGGUGAAAACAGAUGCAGGUGUUGGAAAGCACAGGGAACGAGAAGAGGAAAUAAUCGCUCCCUGCAGAGAGAGUUUACAGGACCUGAUCGAAAAAUACAUGCUCACGUCGAAAGAGGAGGCUGAGCUUGCCAUGUCUCACAUCCUGUCUCCAGACUACACCAGGGAGCUUGCCCUGGUCCGUUCAGACACACCUUACUGCCUCUACCUGUACAGCGGGGUGGAGGUGAGGGACGGCCUCAAAGCUACCGUCCUGUUGGUGGGCUACUAUGACCAGAGUUCAGGGGCGGCUGUGUUGAAGCUUCUCGACGCCAGGCCGUCCCUUUCGACGACGAACCGGGACGCACUGGACUCCAACCGCCUGAUUCAGAUUCUGAUCCACUUCGGCCUUUCCCUGUACGACCUCGCCGUGUUCUACUGCGACUCCCAGGACCGUGGGGCGAACAGCGAGAUGGAAGCGCGCCUGCGGGCCUUCCGACCCGGUCUGGUGUCCCUCUGCGGUCUCCCGGGUCUGGCGGGGAGAGCCUGCAGCGACGGGCUGGGGGCUGCCUUCGGCACGGUGGGCGAACUCGCCGAACACAUCCACCUCCACUUCUCUAACGGCAGCCGCCCCACCGGCGCCGCUCUGAGGGAUCUGGCGGCUUGCUCGAGGCACUACCAGCCCUCCGUCCCCGUCGCCGCCCAGUGCAUCUUCCUCAGCCACAUGGUGCGGAGGAUGACCAACGACUGGCGUGGCCUGCUGGACUACUUCGAGUCCCUGGGCCCCUCGCCCGAGGCCCGGUGGAUCCGCAUCCUGAUGAGGCGGCGGAACGUCCGGCUCGGCGCGCUCUUCCUCUGCCAAGCCCUGCAGCCCCUCUGCGCCUUCCAGGAGGCUCAGCUGUCGGGCUCGGCCGGGCUGGCCGUGCAGCUGCAGCUGAUGGCGACGCUGAGCCAGGCCUACGCGGCGCGCAUCCUGAAUAGAUCCUCCGUGGGGCCGUACCUCGAGCGGCGCGACCGGGGCAUGCUGCGCGACGCGGGCCUGCUCCUGCCCGACUUGGAGCUGAAGGUGAGCCCGCCGGUCAGCGAGUACCUGUUGGAGCUGCUCCGGUUCAAGGGCGCCCCGGACGAUGCGUCGCGGGAGACGUUUCUGGGCGACGUCGUGGCGUUCACCCAGGCGGUGUUGGAGAACAUCGCGGCGAGCUUUCCGGACGAGCUGGGGUUCGCGGCGAUGCAGAACAUGGGCUUGCUGCUCACGCCGCCGCGGCAGGGCACGGAUUUGACGAGUCGUGGCUGGCUGUUGAGGAAACUGUGUUCGCAUCUGCGCUUGUCUCCCUCACGAUCCCCGGAGUGUCAGGAUCUGACCAGUGACUUGGUACAGGAGUUUGACCUUCACUCUGAAGAGGAGGAUGUCAUCGGGGCACACCGGAGAGACCGAGAAGAGAGGAACUGGGGCAAGGUGCUCAUGACCAUGCAGAGGAGCUCUCUGCUGCACAGGUUGUUGCAGAUCCUUCUCGCCCUGCCGCACUCUCUCAACAGGGACAUGGUGUUUGAUAAGGUUUUCAGGAGCAGCGUGGCCGCAGCGCCCUUUCCCAGACGCCAUGCCCCCGAGAAGCGUAAACACUCGGGCUCAGACGAGGAGGAGGAGGAGGAGGAGGAGGAGGAAGCAGCAGAGGCGGACGAGGAAGAAGUGUCUGAGGCGACCGACCACUCCUCUGAUAGUGGGUCGGAUAUCAGCGGGGACUCUGACAUCCCCAGUGGCCCGGGACCGCGAACAAAUCGAAGCCAUGUGCCUGCAAGGGUAGCCUCUUGUUCCAUGACAGGCUCCCCAAAUACAUCAAGCACAGUGAGUGCCUCUCCACCCAUGGUAUAUAUAAGCAUCAUGGACAGUGAUGUGGAGGAAGUGGAUAUAAGUGGAUAUGAAAUCGUGGCAUAGCUCCUUUUAAUGUGUGAUUCUAAUAUUCUCUAUAUUAUAACCAAACUAAAAAUGCUGUUUACAUUUUGCCCAUACUACUGUAUGUUUUGAGUGUGCGGGAGGUCUCAAUCUGCCUUGCCAGAAGGUAUUUAUGAUUAGAGAGCUAGUUCUUUAUAGUUUUAAAGCAUUUUUAAUCAGUAGUUGUAUAUGCUUCCUGUGUUAUUGGGUAGAUAUAGAACACGUGUUUAUGUGUUGCUUUGUGAUUGAAAAAAAGACUUGUUUUUGUGCCUCUUUUUUAUAUGACAAUUUUUCUUAAGUUUCUAUUUACUAUACAUUUUGAGUGCAAAUUAGUUUUAAAGAACACAUUGUGCUAUUUUUGUACUUCCACUGAUUUGUUACAAACAUGUUUGUUUAGUUUUGUAUUUGUUGAUACUUUUAUUGGCCUCUAUAUAGAUAGAUAGAUAUUAUUAGGGCUGUCAAACGAUUAACAUUUUUAAUCAGAUUAAUCACAGGAUUCUGUGGAUUAAUCACGAUUAAUUUUACCAUUCGAAAUAUGCCUGAAAAAUUCGAAUUUUCUCUCUAUAUUGUUGUAUGAACAGAAAGAUAAAGGACAGAAGGUGGAUAUGUAGCCUACAUUUAAAAUUUAUAUUUUUAUUAAUUGAAAAUCCAAAUGAUGGUUUUAAUACUGAAAAUAAAUUUAAAUCCAACUAAAAUAUAUACCCACCACACCAUAAUUCAAUUGGUCUGUCUCUUUACUAUGUCUUUGGGCGAAUAUAGGCUAUA
Gadus macrocephalus (Pacific cod) is the source of this 3040-nucleotide messenger RNA. RefSeq lists its product as uncharacterized. The coding region runs from base 212 to 2278 and encodes 688 amino acids. The record is from RefSeq and is a predicted model, not a curated record. Lineage: Eukaryota; Metazoa; Chordata; Actinopteri; Gadiformes; Gadidae. The transcript is spliced from 7 exons.